GACAUUUCAAGUGUCGGACGCAUGACGCCAGAGGGCUGCUAGAGUCUGAGCCAAUCACAACGUUCAGAACGACUGACGCACAUACGUCAUGAACUUGCAGGCCUACGUGACGCGCGAGUCGUGAAUCAACUGAUGCUGUGUGUAAAUGAAAUCUUUACGUGAUUUCCUAAGAUUUCCACGCCGCGAAAUGUAUGAAGAAAUGUCAGUAGAAAGAAACUGGACGGACACCGAGACGAGGGCGCUGCUGUACAUCCGACAGGACGAAGAAAUCAGUAGGCAAAUCAGCGGAACGGUUCGCGACUCUCUUAUUUACGCUGAAAUCUCAAGGCUUCUCAAGGCGCAAGGGAUCCACAGAACCAAGCGACAGGUCACCACCAAACUGAAAACACUCAAGCAGAAGUUCCUGAAAAUACUCGAGCAUCACAAAAACAACGGGCACGGCAGAGUGUACUGGAAUUAUUAUGAUCUCUGCAAGUCCAUUUGGGGCAGCAACCGCCCCGCGGACGCGUUGACGCUUCACAACAACGUGAAACUCGAAGAGCCCCAGAGUACGUCCAUCGAGGACACGCGAAAUGAGAGCAGAUCCACUGACAUCGAGGUGUCAGUCAGUCACGACGAGGAGACGGAUGACACGGCAGACGUGGUCGCUCAACCUGUGAGGAAGAAGGCCAAAAAACAUUCCAUUACCGACUCUGUGAGAGAUCAAGAACCUCUCCACGUGCAGAACCAGAGGGAGUAUGAGGAACACUUGCGAAGGGAAGCCAGAGAGGAACAGAAGGAGGAACGGGCGAGUCUGAUGGCCAUGUGGAAGGAGAUGAUGGAGUUUCAAGGGAACCUCUUAAAGGAGUUCAUACACCGCCCAUCUCUGCCUUCACAUCCAUCUUACCACAGACAUGCUCUUCACAACCAAGCACGCUCUAGUUUUCCAAGCACUAGCUACAUGCCACUGUACAACUCGCCAGGAGCUGAAACUGAGAAUGAAAGUGCAAUCUCACAUGAAGAAGAGGAGGAGGAGGAGGAGGAAGAGAAAUACAUUAUUCCAGCUGAGAUUGCACCUGUGUUGGACAUUCAGCCUGUUAACCGUGCGAACGACAGCCAAUCAAACACAGCAGAGACUGUUUCUCCCCCGCCUACACAAUCAGCAGGAAAGAGCGAUCUGGAGAUGUCUGUGCUACGCAGACAGGAAAGAGUCUUACAGCUUCAGGAAGAGUACUAUUCACUCAAAAUCAACUAUCUGAAACACAAGAUGGCCAAGGAUCCAUGACAGAAUGCUAAAGAGGAGUGUUAAAUUUGCUCAUUUUUAUGGCAGUUUACUAGCAGUUGUUUGCAAAAUUGUCUCCAUUUUCUCCACUAAACGUUACUGGUCUUAUUAUAAGUGAUUCAUUAGUUUGUUGUGUAACAAUCAAUCACACAAUUAUGUCUUGCUUUAUCUUUUAUGUUCCCAUUUAAGGUUCUGUUUUGCACAAUAUAGCAGUAAAAUGGGUUGCAAAUGCAGUUUAAUGUUGACAAUAGGAACUACCGUGAGCUAGAUGUUACACUUCUAAUGUGGAGUAUGUCCGUUACCAUUAUUUUUCAUUAAAUGAAUGAAAACCAGCGAGGAGUCAGAAACAUAGUAUUCAAAAUACUAAAUCAAAAGCAAAAGUCUUUUUCAAAGAAUUGUUUAAAGCAGGGAUUCCCAAACUAUUUAGUCCGUCAAACCCCCUUUGAACUAAAAUAUUUU
Molecule: messenger RNA, 1720 nt
Organism: Sinocyclocheilus anshuiensis
Lineage: Eukaryota; Metazoa; Chordata; Actinopteri; Cypriniformes; Cyprinidae
Exons: 3
Coding region: 146-1264 (372 amino acids)
Source: RefSeq, a predicted model, not a curated record